UUUAUGUAAUUGUUCGCAGGGCUCAAUAUCAGUACAAAGGCUCCAGCAGUCUACUCUGAGGUCAUCAUCAAGAUGGAUGACUCGGACCUCACCCGCUUUCGCUUCCGUUGGCUCUUGGUCUGGAUGUCCGACAUGCUGGUCGGCGAGGACGUCCAGAAAGCCAAGAUGCUGCUCCGCAAUCAGCUAGGUCCUGAGUACGAAGCCAUCCAAAACGAUGGCCUGAAGCUACUGGAGGCAUUAGAAAGAGAGAAUCAGAUCCAUGAGGGAGACACGGAGCUCCUCCGAAUGUGUCUUACAAAGCUGGAGCGGCACGACAUCUUAGAAGCCCUGAAUGAGUACGAGCGGGAGCGACAGGUGGUCUCUAGGAAGCUGCAGCUGAAGGCUUCCUCGGUAGAUGGACCCUACUUCGGCCAUGCUGACAUCAUGGAUGAGAUCGUUAGCGUUCUGGACGACGACACCCAUGAUCAUGUCCAUCUGGCCUGCAUUAGCGGCAUGUCGGGGACCGGCAAGACAAGACUAGCCAAGGAAGCCUGCUUUCGUCUGCGGCAGUUCCACAAGAUGAUCUUCGUGGACCUGCGGGAGUUGGAGACCAUUGAGGCAAUCUUCUUCGCCAUCAUGCAUGCAUUCGGAGUGGAGUGUCGAGAUUACGAACCACAGGUCAUGUACAGCUGUUUCAGGUCCUACGACCCCCGACAACAUGGUGGCGCCGUGUUGGUCUUGGACAGCACCGACCACCCCCUUGACCAAGGGUCGGCUGGCCGUCCCAACCCGACCUACAACGCCUUCGUGGACAUGCUGGAGAACAUCACCAACCUACCCAACAACAGACUGAAGCUGCUCGUCACGUCACGUUACGGCGUGGAGAACCUGGGAAUCAAGAAGCGGUCUUUUGAUUACUGGCGACUGGAGGGCGAUCACGAACUGGCCAUGGAGAGCGCUGUGGAGAUGGUCAAGUACCAUGCUGGCAAAGCGCAACUCAAUGACAAAGAAGCUGAGGAGUUGGUUCGCUUCUGCGGCAAGAACCCCUUAGCUCUCAAAGUGGUUGCAAGCCGCCUCCAAGACCAGACGGUCAAGCCCAAGGAUCUGAUCCAGUACUUGUCUGCAGGAUCAGGGCAGCAAGCCCUUCGCAUCACCCGGGCCUUGAGCCAUCUUGGGCUGGCACUGAGCGACCAGAUCGGCCCGUGUCUGAAGACAUCCAUCGAUUCCCUCCCGCAAGCCCAUCGACGGAAUCUUGUCAAGCUGUCAGUCAUCCCUGGAUCCUUCACUUUAGAGGUUGCCCGGGUAAUUCUAGGCUAUCCUCGUAAGCGCCAGAUGGAACUGCAGCUAGACCUCCAGGCCUUGAAAUAUCGGAGCCUCCUGGAGAGCAAGCAAGAAGAUGAUGAUGAAGAAGCAGGCGGAGCCUUUUCAAAGAGCCGAUCCAAGAAAGAGGGCGGCACCAGAUACUCCUUGCAUCUUCUCCUCAGAUCCUUCGUGGAGCAGAUGGCUCGGGAAUCAGAGGACGAAAUGCAGGGAAUCUUCAAGGAAGCCGAGGCAAAGUUUGUUGACUACUUCAGUAAGAGGAUGAAGAAGAUUGCUAAGAUGCUUCAAGUCAAGGCAAUGGUUGCCAUGGCUCGUCUGCAGGAUGAUGCUGCCAACUAUCUCAAAGCUCUGCACAUCAUCAAGUCAUCCAAAGAGUACCACAACCCAGACACCAUCUUCUGGAUGUACAUUGUGGUGGAGAUGCUUCUCUUCACCAACGAGCGUCUUAAGUUCUACCGCGAGCGUGCCGAGUCUGCCAAGGAGUGCGGCCAAAUGCAGGUGUACGCAGAGAGUAGAUGCUAUGAGGUGUACCAGCUGAGUGAGAUUGGGCACAAGUCAGACACCCUCCUUCCCAUGCUCCAAGAAGCCGAAGACGAACUUGAGAAACUGGACAAGGAGAUACAGCCGAUCAGCAUCCAGCUCAGCCUGGCAACAUGUUACCACUUCCGGGGCGACGUGUACCUCAAUGACCGAGACUGGAAGCAGGCCAUCCCACAGAUCCAGAAGGCACUAGACAUCCGCAAGCAUUACCUCGGGGAGCACUUGCUGACGGCUAGGACCUACAACUCCCUGGGAGCAGCACUCCAGGACAAGGCGUUGAUCGACCCGGGCCUGUCUCCGGCGUUUAUCAAGAGUGAGAAAGAGAAGGCGAUGGAAUGUUACCGGAAGGCUCUGGAUAUCUGCAAGAAGACGGCGGGACCAGACAGACUGCACAUUGAGGGACCGACUUUCCUCAUGAACUUGGGUACUUGCCUCCAUGACAUGGAGCAAUAUGAGAAAGCUGUUGAGAUCUACCAACAGGCCUUGAAGGAGGAGAGAAUGCUGGGAAUGGAUGGGACAGAUAAGACCUGCACCUCCCUCAAGAACAUCGCCAUGAGCUACUACGAGAUGGAAAAGUACGAUGAUGCGAUCCCCAUCGCUAAGAAGGCCAUGGAGGGACGCAAGCGACUCCUGGAAACCCACCCUGCCACGGCGAGGAGCAUCUACUUCGUUGGCUCGCUCAACCUGACCAACCGCAACUACAAGGAGGCGCGCAAGUACCUGGACGAGGCCUUGUUGAUGGAGGAAGAAUUGUGGAGGAAAGGGAUGGCUCACAGCGUGGACUGGCCGAGAUUGAAGAACAAGAUCGAGUUCUUAAUGACGACGCUUGGCAAGGAUGCUGCUCUGUCGGUUUACAAGAAGCGCUUCAGGGAGGCAGAGAAGCCGUCCAACCAGCAUAAGCCGAAGCUAGAAGCUCCCGACCAUAGCGAGACAGAGUCAAGCACCUCAUCGUCCUCUGAAUCGAUUCAGAAAAGAAAGCGAGGGUCUAUCUCCAGCACGGAUUCCUCUGGUAUUGCAGAGGACAGGGCGGAUGGCUUGCCUGUGCAAGCUUUGUCUGCUCAAGAUGCACAGCUAAGAAGCUCCAAGAAACGAGAGAAGAAGCCACGGGCCUCCCGGGACCCAGACGAGGAGACAGACUCCACCAUCACCACCGUGUCUGGGGUCUCCGUCAAGAUGGAAAUGGGGGACAUAGUGGUCCACUUCCCACCCCCUGCACCCGAAGACAAACCUGACACCUUUGAGUGGCCUCGCUGCAUCAUCUGCUGAGGUCAGAGGUCAAGAAACAAAUAAAAGUCGUCACAUGUAAAGAGUAGGACUAACUAAUCUAGGCGUAUGCCAUUCCAUUCGGUUGUAAAACGCGAGACGGAUUUUUUUCUUGUACUCGGAUGUGAAUCAUGUUUAGACAGUGAAAAUAGUGGUAGAUCAAUGUGUGUAACUAAAUAGAACCCUGUUGUAUUUUCUGCAAAAGUACUAUUCCAUUUUUAAUUUGCAGUUUUUUUAAGCUGUGGCAGGAGCUUCGGCAUGUCACUUAGUGGUCGGUCGGUCGGUCCAUCUGUCGGUCUGUCUGUCCCCCAAAAUUGAACAAAAAUAUUUGACCAAAAAUAAUUGACUAAUGGAGUUAGACCAAGGUAUUUCAUAAAAAUUUGUAUUUUUGUUCUUGAUGUCGUGUGUUGUAACUUGCCUUGAAAUUGAACGAAAUACUGAAAAAGGGCUGUAUGGAUUACAAUCGGUUGAGUAUAUUGCUCACCAAAUUUGUGUACUAAGCCAAAUAACAGACGAGAACCAGUCGCCACUGAUAUUUGUCUUGCGAAGUUUUGACGGGUAACUUGUUUUUGCUCAGCUUCCUUGACCACCCGUCCUUUGCAACCUUGCUAUUUAUCAAAAGAAGACAAAUAAACUCCAGGUACUUUCUUGCAAUCAGAGCCCCACAGGCUUGAGCAUUGGGUUUUAUCUGUGGUUACUGUAAAACAGUCUCGGCUAAAACCAAGAGUUGGGUAGGAGCUGUAGCCUUCCCAGUACAACGCCUAUGAAAUACACGUUUAAUCACUUCAAAAGCCGGUGUUGACCAUUGUUAAACAAAAUAUGAACUUUUUUAUUUUCUUCUUGAAGAAUAUGGCGAUGUGUAAAAUAUUUAAUCAAGAUUUAUAUUUAAAAAGUAGCUAGCUUGAAGCAAACUUUAUAUAUUAUUAUUGUAGCAUUCCAUAGGAGUACUUGCCACAGAUGUAUUCCUUCGCUCGUUACUAUACAACUCCCCUGUCCAAGGUUGUGAGGGAACUAGAAUUUAUUUGAACUUGCCUCUUAAGUUGCUGUGAAUUUAUGUUACACAGAUUCAGUGCGGUUUGGUUUAAACUUACAAGAUAUUUAAAAAAAAAAAAUUAGACUAGUUUAAAAUGUGCAUUAUUAUAUGGUCGAAGGAUCAGUAGAGAGAGACAACUGAAUACUGAAAUAAUCAAAUUUUAACUACAUUUUUUAGCAGUGUUUUCUUAAAGUUUUAAUAACUUUGCAUUUUCUUGUCUUUCAAGCAUAACAAUUUGAUUUUUUUUCUUGCAAUAUUUUGAAUGGUAGCUCAUGCGAAAUCACACCAAUUAACAUCUUUGUAUUUUCCGUUGCCAUAACUUUUGAAACUUGUUCACCUCCGAAAUGGAGGUGAACUUUUUUCAAUUUUCAGAGUAUUGGUAUUUGUCAUCUUUGUUAUGUCUAUGACACGUUUUAAAUAAAUAGUAUUAAAUUAGUGGAAUAAUAGUAUUUCUAAGGAAAAAGAAUUUGGCAUCCUUCAUUUUCAUGACUACAAACACUCAAAACUAUAAAGGCCUUUUUUUCUCAGUAUUUUACUUUUUGACCUGUCGAUAAAUGCAAAUUUUAAACAGCCGUAACUUGUCAACAGAAUGUCUGAUUCAGUGAAGUGCAACAAACAUUAUUGCUAGGAGAAUGUUAUUCUCUUUCCUAAUACAUGUAUCCGCAAAUCCUAAUUUUGACUUCUGCCCAGUUCUGUCACAUUUGGCCAGAACGCCCACAGAUAGUUUCUGGUUCCAUUGCAUUCUUAAUAUUUCAAGGGAAUACAUGUACACAUGUACAUAAAUGUCAAACAUACUUAUUCUAUUCCAAUAACUCAUUCCAUUCUGUAUUUUCAAAUGUAACUUUUAUCUUUGUACAUAUAUUUAACCCAUGUGGUAUCCUUGACCAAGUGCUGAAAUUUUACGAACCUAGGGAGUCCAUCAAUGUGGUACUUAAAUUGUAACAGUUUACCUAUGUCAUCAUAACUUAGCUUGGCUUUAACAAUCGCUGGAAAUAAAUUUGAGUGAGUUGCGCAGCAGA
This is a messenger RNA of Patiria miniata (bat star), 5154 nucleotides long. RefSeq lists its product as uncharacterized. The record is from RefSeq and is a predicted model, not a curated record. The transcript is spliced from 11 exons. Bases 73 to 3105 code for a protein of 1010 amino acids. Gene Ontology annotation, molecular function: protein binding. Lineage: Eukaryota; Metazoa; Echinodermata; Asteroidea; Valvatida; Asterinidae. Gene Ontology annotation, biological process: regulation of apoptotic process.